Molecule: messenger RNA, 4942 nt
Organism: Pelmatolapia mariae (spotted tilapia)
Lineage: Eukaryota; Metazoa; Chordata; Actinopteri; Cichliformes; Cichlidae
Gene: phf14
Product: PHD finger protein 14
Exons: 17
Coding region: 71-2686 (871 amino acids)
Biological process (GO): regulation of transcription by RNA polymerase II
Source: RefSeq, a predicted model, not a curated record
UUAGAACGUCAUAAUUUAAGUACAGCUAAUAAUGCUCAGCACGAUUAGCUAUGGUGCUUGACGGACCAAAAUGUCUGUGGACCGCAGUUUAAAGCGACGGCAGGUAAAACCACUUGCUGCCUCUCUGCUUGAUGCCUUGGAUUAUGACAGUUCAGAUGACAGUGACUUUCAAGUAGGAGAUGCUUCAGGGUCAGAGGGCACAGGCAAUGGCAGUGAUGAAGAAGGGUCCAAAGUGAGUGCAGGUGGUUCAGAAAGUGAUUCAGAUAAUGCUGCUUCAGCAGAUGAUGGCAUAGAUGAGGAGGAGGCCAAAGACCUGGCUGCUGAGGAGAACUUGACUGAGGAUGAGGAGAAGAGCAAACGGCAGCAAUCGUCAGACAGUUCCACCAAAGACACUCCCACUGUCAUCGCACCCAAAGGCAGACGCAAGACCAAGAAAAUUCCAGAGCCUGCUGAAGCUGCUGAAACUGGAUCUUCCUUAGUGUCUGCAUCCAACAAUGUAAAUGCUGAAGAGUCUCAAGCUGAGCCCAAGAAAUGGAAUUUCCGCAGGAACCGCCCACUUCUGGACUUUGCCACCAUGGAAGACCUGAACGAGAUGGACGACUACGAUAGUGAAGAUGAUAAUGACUGGAGACCCACAGCAGGAAAGAAGAAAGGCAAAGCAAACUCUCAGAAAGGAGGCACAGAUGAAGAGGGUGGUGAAAGUGCUAGUGAUGACGAUGACAACGAUGACGAUGAUGACGACGACGAUGAUGAUGAUGAUGAUGACGAUGAUGGCGACGGCGAUGAUGAUGAUGAUGACAAGGAAGAUGGUGAGGACAACAUUAAUAGUAGCAGUGAUAGUGACAAAGAAGCGAAGAAGUCCAAAAAGAAGACAAAGAGCAGCAGUGCUUUUGAUGAAGAACUGACCAAUGACAGCAUGUCCCAGGGAAAGGGCAGCGAGGGUGCUUUGCUGGAUCGGUCCCAGACCUGGAGCACACAACACAUUCUCAUCUGCUGCGUUUGUCUGGGAGACAACAGCGAGGAUGCAGAUGAAAUCAUUCAGUGUGACAACUGUGGGGUGACAGUCCAUGAAGGGUGUUACGGUGUGGACGGCGAGAGUGACUCGAUUAUGAGCUCGGCCUCUGAGAAUUCAACAGAGCCUUGGUUCUGUGAUGCCUGCAAGAAUGGAGUGACUCCCAGCUGUGAGCUAUGCCCAAACCAGGAUGGCAUCUUCAAAGAGACGGAUGCUGGGAGGUGGGUGCAUGUGGUUUGUGCCCUUUAUGUUCCUGGAGUGGCAUUUGGAGACAUUGAUAAGUUGCGACCAGUAACACUCACAGAGAUGAAUUAUUCAAAAUAUGGGGCCAAGGAGUGCAGUUUCUGUGAGGAUGCCCGUUUUGCCAGGACUGGUGUGUGUAUCAGCUGUGAUGCAGGAAUGUGUCGAUCCUACUUCCAUGUCACCUGUGCACAGAGGGAGGGGCUCCUGUCUGAGGCUGCAGCGGAGGAGGAUAUCGCGGACCCAUUUUUUGCAUACUGCAAACAGCAUGCAGACCGCUUUGACAGAAAGUGGAAAAGGAAGAAUUACCUGGCCUUACAGUCUUAUUGUAAAGUCUCUCUGCAGGAGAGAGAGAGACAGCUUACUCCCGAAGCUCAGGCCCGAAUCACUACUCGCUUGCAGCAGUACAGGGCAAAAGCUGAGCUGUCCAGAAACACUCGUCCUCAGGCAUGGGUACCCCGGGAAAAACUGCCAAGACCUCUGACCUCUAGCGCCUCAGCUAUCAGAAAGUUGAUGAGGAAGGCUGAACUGAUGGGCAUCAGCACUGACAUUUUCCCUGUGGACACAUCUGAUACCAGUGCCAGCAUGGAUGGUCGCAGGAAACACAAGCAGCCUGCUCUCACAGCAGACUUUGUCAACUACUACUUGGAGCGGAACAUGAGAAUGAUCCAGAUCCAGGAUAACAUUUCAGAGCAGAAAAACCUUAAAGAUAAGCUGGAGAAUGAGCAAGAAAAACUACACGUGGAGUAUAACAAGCUCUGUGAGUUUCUGGAGGAACUGCUGAAUGCAAAUGGAAAGCUGCGAAGUGAAGGCCAAGCCAUGUGGAGUCUGCUCGGCGGCAUCCUGGGCCAGAAAUUAAAUACUCCACCAAUCUUGAAGGCCCCAAAAGAAAGGAAGCCCAGCAAGAAGGAAGGAGGCACCCAAGGGAAGGCAUCUAGUCUGCCAGCGAUCCUCUACAGCUGCGGAAUUUGUAAAAAAAACCAGGACCAACAUCUGCUUGUACUGUGUGACACAUGCAAGCUCUACUACCACCUGGGCUGCCUGGAGCCACCACUAACACGAAUGCCCAAGAAGACCAAGAACAGCUAUUGGCAAUGCUCUGAGUGUGACCAAGCCAGCAGCGAUGAAGCUGAUAUUGCCAUGGAGACGUUACCAGAUGGCACCAAGAGGUCCAGGAGGCAGAUCAAAGGACCGAUCAAAUUCAUCCCACAGGAGAUGUCACCAGAGCCCAAGAAACAUCAAAGAACCAGAGGGCAGAAGAGGAAGAGAGUUCCAGUCUGUGAGGAGCGAGAAGAUAAAAUUGAGGAACCUCUGCCACGAGAACGGCGACAACGCCAGUCUGCAAUGCAGAAAAAACCAAAAGCUGAUGACACGAGGACUGAGUGUACAACCUGCAAAGGACCAGGCGACAAUGAAAACCUUGUGAGGUUGUGAGAGCUGGGGCAGCUACCUCACCUCCCAUAAGAACUCGGGACAGAUGACCGUUGGCUUAGAGAGAGAGAGGCAAAUUGAAGCAUUUGAAGAAUGGCAGUCAAGUCAGACUGAAGAACGAGACCAUCACGCCGCCCCACAGCCACCUCUGAUCCAAACUGGACCAGCGAAAUUGAGCAGAUCUGUGUGAAUCUAAAACAUGGAGCCCUACAUGAUGAAUUGUUGUCAGAUACAGUUAUAUUUCAUUUUAUUACUAUAUUUUUAUUAGUGUUGGACUCUCAACUGCUUGCACAUAUGACCAUUAACUUAUCUUAUUACUUGGACACAGCUGCAUACAGCAAGACAUGUUAGGAUUUAAACACUUUUGACAACUGACUAAAAUACAUGAGCAAAAAAAAAACAAGUAGAAAAUGACAGCGCUUACUAUUAAGCCACCUGAAAUUAACAUUUGUAAUACAUUUGAGUUAUCUUUAACGGUUUCAUGAAAUAUUGUCAUUACUUCUUCAAUGUGUGCUGUAUUUCCUUUUGAAAAUUGUUUUAGAUUAACAUUAGACAGUAACAGUGAAACAUGAACACCCGUAUUUGCUCUGUUCGUUUAUAUAAAAAAAAAAAAAGCAAUUUAAUGCAAAGUUCAGUUGCACACUUUGUGGCUUCCUUAAGAUUGAUUUCAAGUAUAAUCAGUCGAGUAGGAUCAAGCUUUCUCAAUUAAUAAAGCAGCUAAGUUUGUUUGGUUUAGCGUUCAACUUUGUAAGAAAUUCUUAAAGGAAGUCCUGUAGUAAGCUGAAUGUGCUGCUGUGGAGCAGUUUAGACUAUGUCUCAACGUAACCCUCUCUAUGCGUCUAGGCGUACUCCUGAAACCAGCGUUUCGACAUGCUUUGCUUUGCUUCUACUCUGGUGUGCCACACAUUGACCUGCCUGUGUGACCUAUCGGUUCUGGUCAAUGGUAUCUAUUAUUAAAUAUGGUUAACUGGAAACAUUCUUGAACGUAGCCUUUUCUAAAGUUGAUUGUUGUGUUGUGUGCUGAUGAAUACUGAGGAGAACAAAUAUUAAGAAACAGGAUUAUUAUGUACAGAAAAUGCAAAAUUUCUAACACACAAAGUUUCUGUUGUACCACGUAAAGGAGUAAAGUAAUCAACUGUGGUAAGCAGCUGUAGUCGGAAGGAGCUAGUGUAGUUAGCAGUUACCAGUAAUAGCACUUAAAUAUUAGUCCUAAUGUCUUUAGUGUCUUUAAUGUCUUUACGCAUUUAGAAGUCUUCCUUUGUCUCAUAUCUUGAAGUGACAGUUAAACUGACGUCCUCAGAAAGAAGCGCAGCUUUGUUUGCAUGUCUCUGGUGGCCCGAAGUGCUGUCAAAACAAUAUCUUAUUGCUGCUCUCUCAGGGCUUCUGACAAGUGUCAGAUUCUGCCCUCAAAUGUCACUCCAUUGCCUAUUUGGGGCCAUAUAUGCAUGCUUUUGAGAACAGUUACUGCAGUUGCAGGCAUUUUACUGCUGUUUGCUUUUUCCAGAGUUUGUCCAGAAACAGCACCACAUGGAGUUUUCUCUUGGGAUAAGAUUGUAGAAUGACCUACUGACUCCUGACCAGUCCUUAUCCCAUUACUCCUAGUCAGUCUCAAAGACUGCAUAUCAGUUCUACAGUGCAUGGCUAUAUCAGAUCUGUACCAUAACUUCAAACUGAAAAUUAGUGAUGUUGUCUUGUCGCUUUUGAAAAACAGGUAGUCAUUUAGUGUGAUGCAGUGUACAGUAUUUAUUAAAAAGGCCAAACAUGUCUUCACUUUGUGCCAACAUACUUAAUUGUAGUAACCUUAAGCUUGUGUUGCCGAGUUCGAACUCUGAUUUGUGACGUGUUCGAGAAGUGACUACCAUAUUUUCUUUAUAUGGCAAACAUUUGUUUACAGAUGUGCUUUUAAGGGAUUCUUUCUGAUUAAUUGUGUUUUGUGUUACUGUCAUUCUGUAUGAAGUAAGAGUGUGAAUGUUGCAUAUGUAUUUGUACAUGUAUAUGAAGUGUUUCCUAUGGUCUAUAGCUCUUGAAAAAUAAGCAGAGCUUUAAUAAACUCUUGACUUUUUCACCUUAUUGUUGCCAUGAUAAAUGACUGUCAGACAGUUAAUUAAUUGUUGUAAAGCUGCGGCAUGGCGGUCCGUUUGUGCAUGUAGUGCCCUCUGUCAUCUGUGAUUUAUCGCCUGUGAAGGGGCCUUGUUGGUGGAGGUGGGGGCAGAGGAAAUAUUGCUUCUUGGCCUACGUAAAGUUUCAACAGAUGUGGUU